Molecule: messenger RNA, 782 nt
Organism: Passer montanus (Eurasian tree sparrow)
Lineage: Eukaryota; Metazoa; Chordata; Aves; Passeriformes; Passeridae
Product: C-factor-like
Exons: 6
Coding region: 1-762 (253 amino acids)
Source: RefSeq, a predicted model, not a curated record
AUGGAGGGGCUCAGCGUGGGCAGUGUCCUGCUGGCCGGCUGCGACGGGGGGCUGGGCCUGGGGCUGCUCAAGGGGCUGCUGGAGCAGCCCAGCCCACCCCGGCGCAUCUUCGCUGCUUGCCUGGACCCCCAGGGCAAGGCUGUUAACGAGGUGGCUUUGGGCUUUCCCAACGUCGUGAUCCUGCCUCUAGAUGUGACAGAUCCCAACAGCAUCAAGGCAGCAGUCAGGAGGGUGCGGGCAGAGGUGGGAAGUGCUGGCCUCAACCUCCUGAUCAACGACACCGGCACCACGCGCCGCAGCACCUUGGCCACCGAGACAGCAGAGAACAUGAGCCUGGUCUACACCACCAACACCAUCGGGCCCCUGCAGACAAGCCAGGCCUUCCUGCCCCUGCUGAAGGAGGCGGCUGAGGCCGCAGGGCAGCGUGAGAUGAGCUGCAGCAGAGCUGCCAUCAUCAACAUCUCCAGCAUCCUGGGCUCCAUCGAGGUUGCAGAGGCUUGGCAGGAGAGGCAGGACAUCUGCUACCGCUGCAGCAAGGCUGCUCUGAACAUGCUCACCAAGUGCCUGGCCCUGGAGUACGGGAGCAGCGGGAUCCUCUGCGUGUCUGUGGAUCCCGGACAUGUGACACCUCCCUUGGAACAGGGGAUGGGCCCGGUGACGCUGGAGGAGAGCGUGCGGGGCGUCCUGCAGCUGCUGGCCCAGCUCUCAGCCAGCAGCAAUGGCACCUUCUGGGACUGGAGAGGGCAGAGGCUGCCCUGGUGAGAGCAGCAUCUGCCCACUGA